Messenger RNA from Aureobasidium uvarum, 1971 nucleotides. The record is from the annotation of a GenBank genome assembly. NCBI's taxonomy places the organism in Eukaryota, Fungi, Ascomycota, Dothideomycetes, Dothideales, Saccotheciaceae.
AUGUUUUCAACCACCGGUCUCUUCAAAGGCAUACCAUGUCCCGAGGGCGAGAAGUGUAACAUAAUUCACUGCAUCUUCUCUCAUGAGUUGCGACCUCAAGCCACUGCUAUCUCCGAAGAGGCUCAGGAGAGCGCCACUAAGAAGAGAAAGUUGAACCCGGUACCCGACAAAACCACCAAGGCCCCUGCCAUUCCUGUCACUGCCUCUCCAGGCAAUACCGCCCCUGGCUUUGCAACAAACGGGCUCACUACUGUCAAUCAGAAGCCCACAACAUCAGCUUCAGCUCCGCCUAAGAUCCCUAAGACAUUGCAGAGGCCAGUGAGCCCUCCUCCCAAGCCGCCAACAGCAUCAUCAAAGCCUACUCCUGCAAGGCCAGCUGUCGAAGAAUCGCUGAAUCCUCGCAUGAUUCCUAAUGAUCCCGCUGGUCAUGCAAAGCGUACCUUAUUCCUCAAGCAUCUUCAUGCUGAGAUGGAACGCUUAAACGCUGCAGUCGCCAGAGGCUCGCAUGCUAAGAAGGUUGCCUUGACAAUGACGUCUAACGAACUCAUCAAGGUAGCUCUGGACGAAGAGGAGAAGACAGCGCGAGAAAACCAUAAGAUCUAUGCCAACGUCAUCAAAAUGCGUGUCGCGGCCCUCAAANAGAUGGCCAUUGAUGAUUGGAUCGCCCAUGUAAUCGCAACCAUCAAAGUCGAUCUACAGGAAACCCAAGUAAAGUCGCCGCCGCCAAUCAAUACCGGCCUGCCUCUGGAGCAGGAACACAUUGUUCUCCCUCAUCUGAUCACCGACCAGACCAAUCUAGCCAAACACGGCUAUGUGCCUGUGCCACCGACUGAUGAAGAAAUCGCCGAUGCCAAAGCCGGUGUGGCCGCUUCCCUCAACUAUGAGGUAUGCGAUCGCUGCAAGUCCCGCUUCAGAGUGUUUGAGGAGCGUAGAGAAGAGGACGGUGCUUUGACAACAAACGGACCCUGCACUUACCACUGGGCUAAGCCCUUCACACCCCGACGUGAGAAAACAGAUGCCAUCAAGGGCCCAAAGGAGGCAUUCUACCCUUGCUGCCAGGAGUUACAAGGCACUCCAGGUUGCACACACUGCGAGACGCACGUCUUCAAGGUCAGCGAAGGCAAGAGACUCGCAUCCAUUCUGCCUUUCAUCAAAACCCCGGAGAACCCCAAACCUGCCAAAGGACCCGAUGGCAAAUCGCCUAACGCCGUCACCUUUGACUGCGAAAUGGGCUAUACUGUGUGUGGCCUCGAGCUCAUUCGCCUGACCGCAGUGUCUUGGCCAGAAGGCCAUUGUCUGGUUGAUGUGCUUGUCCGUCCUCAAGGCACUAUUCUCGAUCUCAACACUCGCUGGUCGGGUGUGACGCCGGAAAUGUAUAGCUCUGCUGUACCGUAUGAGGAAAAAGUGGCCAUGGACGCGUUGUUACCGCCUCCACCGCCCGGCAGUUCUGUCUCUUUUUCACUCCUCGAUGGUGCUACUGGUGGCCCACUACCAAUCGUCUCAAGCCCUGCCGCGGCAAGAGACCUUCUAUGCUCUUUCCUGACACCGGCUACCCCUCUGAUCGGCCAUGGCAUCGAGAACGACCUCAACUCUACGCGAUUGUGUCAUCCUACCAUCAUCGACACAAUCAUCCUUUUCCCGCACCCCCGUGGUCUCCCCUUCCGAUUUGGUCUCAAGAUGCUCACCAAACGCCAUCUCGGCCGUGACAUUCAGAUGGGAGGAGCAUCUGGUCACGACUCUCUCGAAGACGCACGCGCGACAGGCGAUUUGGUCCGAUUCGAAGUAGGACAAAGACUCAGGCGAUUACAAAGAGAAGGGUGGACUCUGAGCGACGGCGUUUUGAUGCCACCACUGCCUGGCGGUCCACCUCCAGUCGAGGAAACCAAGGCUCUGGGCGCUGGAUCGGGGGUCAAGAGACAGAGAAUUGAUGUCGAGCAGCAAGGUUCAAGCAAGAAACUCAAGGAGGGAUGA